Messenger RNA from Acytostelium subglobosum LB1, 1773 nucleotides. RefSeq lists its product as hypothetical. Lineage: Eukaryota; Evosea; Eumycetozoa; Acytosteliales; Acytosteliaceae. Gene Ontology annotation, biological process: tetrahydrofolate interconversion. Gene Ontology annotation, molecular function: FAD binding; methylenetetrahydrofolate reductase [NAD(P)H] activity. The coding region runs from base 1 to 1773 and encodes 590 amino acids. The record is from RefSeq and is a predicted model, not a curated record. The transcript has 3 exons. Gene Ontology annotation, cellular component: cytosol.
AUGAAGAUCAUAGAUAAGAUCAACGAUUAUAAGGAGAGGAAGCAAUUGUUCUACUCGUUCGAGUAUUUCCCACCAAAGACGAUGGAGGGUGUACAGAACUUGUACGACCGUCUUGGACGUAUGCUCUUGCUCGAGCCACUCUUUGUCGAUAUUACGUGGGGUGCCGGCGGUUCCACUAGCCAGCUGACGCUGGAGAUUGCAGAGACUUCACAAAACAUAUGCGGCCUCGAGACGAUGAUGCAUCUGACCUGCACCAACAUGAAGGUGGAGGAGAUCGACUUUGCCCUCGAGAAGGCCAAGGCGUCGGGCGUGCGCAACAUCCUGGCGCUGCGCGGCGACCCGCCCCGCGGCGAGGAGUGGAAGAAGAUCGAGGGCGGCUUUGGCCAUGCGUCAGACCUCGUGCGCUACAUCCGCGCCAAGUACGGCGACUACUUUGGCAUUGCCGUCGCCGGCUAUCCCGAGAUGCAUCAGGAUGCCACCAACGCCGAGGAGGACCUGCAGCACCUCAAGCAGAAGGUGGACAUGGGCGCCGACGUCAUCAUCACACAACUCUUCUACGACGUCGACAUCUUCAUCGAGUUCGUCUCCAAGUGUCGAGCGAUUGGCAUCAACUGUCCAAUCAUCCCUGGCAUCAUGCCCAUUCACACUUACGCUGGAUUCAAGCGUAUGACUACACUCUCCAAGACCAUAGUACCUCCAUUCAUCCUAGAGAACCUUGAGCCAAUCAAGGAUAACGAUGAGGAGGUAAAGAAGUAUGGUGUUAGACUGUGUAUUCAGAUGUGUCAGAGAAUGUUGGAGGCUGGCGUCGAUGGCCUACACUUCUAUACAUUGAACCUCGAGAGGAAACGCCAGCAGCAAUCGUCUCAAGGAGGAGGUGCGUCCCAUCUUCUGGCAGCAUCGUCCACGCAGCUACAUCUCGAGAACAGGCAGCUGGGACGAGUUCCCCACGGCCGUUGGGGCGACUACCGUUCGCCCGCCUUUGGCGACCUCAGCGACUACCAUCUCAGCUCGCUGCACUUCAACGCCGUCAACCCAGUUCACGAGGAGCUGGAGUUUGGCGAGCCACCCCACACCGAACAAGAUGUGUACGACCGCUUCGCCGACUACUGUGCCGGCAAGACCAAGAAGCUGCCGUGGAACGACCUGCCGCUGUCCACCGAGUCCGACGAGAUCAAGGAGCAAUUGAUCUUCCUCAACAAGAACGGAUUUCUUACAAUCAACAGUCAGCCGGCAGUCAAUGGCGCGCCCUCCACCGACAAGUUGCACGGUUGGGGUGGCAAGCACGGCUUCGUCUACCAGAAGGCCUACGUGGAGUUCUUCACCUCGCCCGAGAACACCGAGCGCCUCAUCGAGUACUUCAAGCUGUGUCCAUCGAUCACGUACCACGCCGUCAACCGCAGCGGCACGUCGCUCACCAACACCAAGGGCACCAACGCCGUCACCUGGGGUAUCUUCCCAGGCAAGGAGAUCAUCCAGCCAACCGUCGUCGACAAUGCCAGUUUUGUCGUGUGGAAGGACGAGGCCUUUGCCCUGUGGCAGUCGCGUUGGGCCGCCGCCUAUCCCGAGGGAUCGUCGUCGCGCAAGCAAUUGGAGACCAUGAUCAACUCAUACUACCUCAUCAACGUUGUCGAUAACAACUUUGUCUCGGGCAACAUGUGGAAGCCAUUCCAAGACCUCGUCUUCAAGUGUUCUCCACCAGCACCCUCCUCGCCAACCAUCCAAUCCGCUGCCGCUGGUGCUGGAGCAGCUCCAUCCCCAUCCCAACAGCAGUAG